Molecule: messenger RNA, 2241 nt
Organism: Trypanosoma brucei brucei TREU927
Lineage: Eukaryota; Euglenozoa; Kinetoplastea; Trypanosomatida; Trypanosomatidae
Exons: 1
Coding region: 1-2241 (746 amino acids)
Source: RefSeq, a predicted model, not a curated record
AUGUCUGGUUCUUUCCGAAAAAUAUGUGAGCCUCCUGUUAUGGAGGGUAUCGAAGUUUCUGCGUUGGACAUACGUAGUCGUCGGCAAUUUAGAACCACAGGAUCCGAUGUGAUGGAAAAGUAUAUUUCAUCGUCUUUUUUACCUAUAUUAAGGGAGAUUAUUCCUCACAGUGAUAAUCCACCGGGGUUUGGUGGGUGCUGGUUUUGGGGUUGUUACUUCCAUGGUUUGUACGGUGAAGAUAUGUUGGUUGACCUAAACGGAACGGGAGUCAGUUUAUCGGAAGAUCCAUUAGAUACACAGGUUGCACUGAGGAAGAAGUCGUUUUCAUUGGCGGGAGACGAGUCAAAUAAGGUUAUUUUAGAGCACUGCUGCUCUAAGCUGGAAGCGCUAUGUGGUUUGUGUCUUUCUGUGGUUCUACAUGUAGCACGACAACCGAUGUUGGAGGAUGGGGAGGGACCGCAAGCGUUAGUGUUGUGUGCUACCAAGGACCAAUGCGAUGAAGUGCACGAGCUCAUAGAUCGUUUCGGAUCUGGUCUUCAUUUAGUUACACACAAUCUGUUUGGUGCGUACCCACCGAUGCCAGCGGAAAGAAGAGCAGACAUCGUCGUGGGUACUCUGCCGCUGUGGGAAAGCGUGGUACACCUCGCCCCUCGCAGCAGUCAGGAUGAACUUGAAGAAAUUUUAUAUCAUUUGCCGUACGAUACGAACAGGGCGGCGUCAACAACACGGUGGCGACCAUAUUCUCUCGCUUUUGUUACUCAGUUGUUGCUUAUCGAUUUGGAUUUGCAGCAUUCACUCGGUUAUUGGCCAUUACUGCUACACCUGUUCGCUAAGCAGGGGCAGCUCACCCCGUCGAUUCCACGCCGACCAAACGGCAGUGAAGGUCUCAAAGGGAGCCAGUGUUCGUAUGUUCACGGUGCCGUGCUUCCUAAGGAAUGCCAGGUCUACUGUUUGGUGGACGGGUGCGGCGAGGGACGAAAGCUUUUUGGGACCUUGCUUGACUCUCGCAAACGUGAUUAUGCCUUGGAAAGCAUAGAGCUUGCUUGCAUCAGUUUGAGGGCCCAGUCUUUGAACAUGAAUGCACGAGCUAUGGAUUCUGCGAACUUAUAUGCACAGGGGAGGACACGCCAGGAUAGCAAUGACGAGAGCAGUGAUGCGAAAAGGGUGGAAAAAUACAUUCCACGGUUAGAAGUGUACAACGCGCUCUCGCACUCUCGGCUGCUGGUAGAUGCUAGUGCCCUUGCUGAAUUUGCUGCCGAGGCGGUCCGUUGUGCCCUCUCUUUUUGGUCGAGGUUUGAGGGGACGCCACACACUGAGGACGUGGAAAACGCUUCUUCUGUCGUUGAUGUUAGUUUGGCAUACACAUGCAUAAAUUCAGGUAGGUAUUCCGGAGAAGGAGAGAGCGCGUGGUUUGUCACUAAAAUGAUGGCCGUAAUAACACCAACCGAACACACAGCGAUGCACCCCUCACGGACAACAUUGCUUAUAAAGCACUUGGCAGAUGAGUUUUCGGGUCAGAUAUUCGAUGGGGGUGUUUUGCAGUGUUUUUGCCGUUGCCAAGCGAUAGAGCCGGUAGAUCCUUUGGACGUGGUGCUUGGACCCAUGUUCUCUGCCACGGCGAAGUCGCUUUCCGGAGAGCCACUUUUUUUCCCCGCGUGUGGCACUGAGGUAGUGGAUGGAGACAUGAGCGUGGUGGCUCGACACCGGGCUGAGCUCCACAAAGCGGUUAUGAAGGCAUCGUCGACAACAAAUGUGUCCACAUUGUUUCCCCUGUACAAGUUUCUCAGCACCGUGCCGCGGCUACCGUGGAACACUGUUCUUGUUUUCCGUCGUAUUGAUUCGUCCAGUUCCCUAUUUUGUGGAAUCCAAGGGGAACAUAAACCAACCGCACUCCUUUACCUCGAGGAGUGCUGCCAGUAUGGGAAGGUCAUUUCUUUUUUUGUAUAUCAGAGACUGGAUGUCGAAGACGGUGCGGAGGGAAGUGUGGAUUUUUUUGUCGAGUUCCAAACUUGUGAGGGUGCAAUAGAGGCUGUUAAGCAGUUCUCAAUUCGUCUCGCCACCCAGAACCAGCGAGGUGAGGGAACAGCACAAGUCAGAUUUUUCCCAAACGAUUUGUACUACGAGGGUGUCAGUGCUGAGCUCCGUAAACUGGGUGGCGGCAACACAAGAUGUGACGAGGAGAGUGAGGCAAUGGACAGUGACGAAGAUUUUUUUGGUAUUUCGCUUCUAGCCGAGCGGUGA